This is a messenger RNA of Papilio xuthus (Asian swallowtail), 426 nucleotides long. Lineage: Eukaryota; Metazoa; Arthropoda; Insecta; Lepidoptera; Papilionidae. The record is from RefSeq and is a predicted model, not a curated record.
UGUUCCACGCAGACUAACAUACAAUCAAAAUGUUCAAGGUACUUUUCCUCGCUACCAUCGCCAUGGCUGCCGCCAAGCCCAGUGUAGUCCCCGCUGCAGUGGUGGCUGCUGCGCCGCUCGUGGCCGCUCCCGCCCCUGUGGUGACGGCCUCCAGCUCGCAGUACAUCGCGCGCAACUACAAUGGCGUGGUGGCCGCACCUCUGGUGGCGGCACCGGCACCCUAUAUCGCCCCGGCUGCGCGCUUCGUGGCCCCUGCCGCGCCACUCGUCUCUGCAGCCGCCCCGCUGUACGCGCGAUACGCUGCCCCAUACGUUGCUGCUCCAUACGCGGCUGCACCUUAUGUGGCCGCACCUGCCCCUAUUGUAGCUUAUUAAUAACGACCAAACCAAAUCAUAUUGUAUAAUAGAAAAAAUAAAAUAUUUUCGA